UCGUGACGCAGAGUCAGCUGACUGCAGAGGAAGCUUCAAUCCUCCUCACGACCUUCAUCGCUUCGCUGUGUUUCUGCGGUUCUGUUCCAGGUUCUGCUCCCGGUUCUACCUCCAGAAUGGCCAGUCAGUCUCAGGGGAUCCAGCAGCUGCUGCAGGCUGAGAAGAGAGCGGCGGAAAAGGUGGCGGAGGCCCGGAAACGUAAGAACCGGCGUCUGAAGCAGGCGAAGGAGGAGGCCCAGGCUGAGAUUGAACAGUACCGCCUGCAGAGGGAGAAGGAGUUCAAGACCAAGGAAGCUGCUGCUCUCGGUUCCCAUGGUAACAGCGCCGUGGAGGUUGAUCGCGAAACAGUGGAGAGGAUGGCUCGUAUCCAGGACAGUUACCGCGGCAACCGGGAGAAGGUGCUGAACGAGCUGCUGCGACACAUCUGCGACAUCCAGCCGGAGGUUCACGCCAACUAUCGCGUGGCCGGCUGAAAAGGGGGGGCGGAGCCACGUUCAAGGCCCCGAGGGGGGGCGGGGCUUGGUCCGGAUCUGUCGAUGUUAUAUUUCCUGUGCUUAUGUUUACAACGUAUUUAUAUUUUCAAAAAAUAAAACCUGUUUGUUGCUUUAAAUGCUUCCCGAUUUAACAAAAAAAAUAAAAGUCUCCAGCUAAAUCCAGCCAAUCGCGGAACGAGUCUCACAACUCUGCUGUGAUCCGGACGCCUGAUUGGCUGGAAGAAAUGCUCUUAUUGUGAAAGUAGUAAUUCCACAGUGUUUUCCUGUUUGUGACCAUGUGACCUCCUGUUGAUUGUGACGUGAUGAUGAAACAUUAAAGUGAAUGCUGAUUGGUUGAA
Cyprinodon tularosa is the source of this 832-nucleotide messenger RNA. RefSeq names its product ATPase H+ transporting V1 subunit G1 (gene atp6v1g1). Gene Ontology annotation, molecular function: proton-transporting ATPase activity, rotational mechanism. Gene Ontology annotation, cellular component: vacuolar proton-transporting V-type ATPase complex. The transcript has 3 exons. NCBI's taxonomy places the organism in Eukaryota, Metazoa, Chordata, Actinopteri, Cyprinodontiformes, Cyprinodontidae. The record is from RefSeq and is a predicted model, not a curated record. Gene Ontology annotation, biological process: proton transmembrane transport. Bases 117 to 473 code for a protein of 118 amino acids.